Messenger RNA from Dipodomys ordii (Ord's kangaroo rat), 1118 nucleotides. It is a transcript of the gene Tmem186, whose product is annotated as transmembrane protein 186. Gene Ontology annotation, cellular component: mitochondrion. Bases 46 to 696 code for a protein of 216 amino acids. Lineage: Eukaryota; Metazoa; Chordata; Mammalia; Rodentia; Heteromyidae. The record is from RefSeq and is a predicted model, not a curated record. The transcript has 2 exons.
CCGGAGUAGGCGGAGACACGUGGGACUUCCUUCCGGUGACGGGCCAUGGCUGCCCUCCUCCGAGCCCGGCCGAUGCUGCGGGGACCCGCCGCUGCUGCUGCCUGGUCAAGGGCCCUCCGUGCGCUCUGGUGCUAUGAUCCACAGGGCAACCCCAGGAGGGGUGUGGGCAGCAGGCCGCCCACCUCAGCAGAGAAACCGCCAGGCCUGGAGUCUGAGAAAUUCCACCUGGUCUACCGAUUCAACUCCAUCAGAGCCUGUGGGUACAUGUCUCGGCUGAAGCUGGCACAGACCGCCCUGACAGUGGCAGCGUUGCCCCCGUCCUUGUACUGGCACUCACAGGGCCUCAUAACGCACACCUCCAUGUGCUUGGCGUUUGGGGUCGCUGGCUUUGCCCUGACCAUGCUCUACUGGAUGAGCUAUUUCUUCCGGAGGCUGGUGGGUAUCCUGUACGUGAAUGAGUCUGGCACCGUACUGCGGGUGGCCCACCUGACCUUCUGGGGCUGGCGGCAGGAUACAUACUGUCCUGUGGAGGAUGUGGUCCCCCUGACAGAGACCCCGGACCGGCCCCAGGAUCUGUUCAUACGCAUCCAGCAGUACAGCGGGAAGCAGACCUUCUACCUCACCCUGCGCUACGGACAAGUCCUGGACAGAGAGCGAUUCUCACAGGUGUUUGGGACACUGGCCAAACUCAAGUGAACAGCAUGGGAGUGGGGGGGGGGGCUAGGUCUCUGGGGCCUUGCCCUGGGCUUCCUGGAUCUCUGACAAGGCUGAUGCAGGGGGUCUUGGGACUCAUCUUGAGAUGAAGAAAUUUACAAGGCUUAGGGAAAGGCCCUUGCAAGGAAAGGGCGGGGGGGGGGGGGGGGGUUGAGUCUUAAACACACCUGUUCACAACAUGAUCAGGUAAUGUCCAGAAGUUCCUGUGAAGUAGGUGGAGGAGGAAGGGAGGCCAAAUUCACUUCACUGAUAGCCUGCUACCAAGAAAAUAAAGGCUGGGGUGUGGAGGCAGAAUCUGGAGUCAGGAGACUUCAGAGACUGAGUCAGAGGCUCCUUGGGCUGGGGCAGGGCCUGCCUGCCUGCCUGCCUGCCUGCCUGCUUUCCUCCCUCCCUCCCUCCCUUGC